AUGGAAAGCCACCUUACUACCUUAGUUAAGUUUAACAAACCUAUCUCAACGGGUGUAUCGCCUGCAGCAGAACUCGUAUGCACGGCUAUUAUGUUUGGCAUUGAACACAACCUCCUGGUCGUCGGACCGAUGAAAUCACGACGGGCCAACGGAAUUUUGGCCGGGACAUAUUUUGUAGUCUGUAGCUCUGCGAAAUCCGGAUUCGGAUGCAUCAAUUCGACCGUGGACGAUGACUGGAUCUCGACUUCAGACGACUGA
This is a messenger RNA of Macrosiphum euphorbiae (potato aphid), 258 nucleotides long. The record is from the annotation of a GenBank genome assembly. NCBI's taxonomy places the organism in Eukaryota, Metazoa, Arthropoda, Insecta, Hemiptera, Aphididae.